Molecule: messenger RNA, 1020 nt
Organism: Anopheles marshallii
Lineage: Eukaryota; Metazoa; Arthropoda; Insecta; Diptera; Culicidae
Product: fumarylacetoacetate hydrolase domain-containing protein 2
Exons: 4
Coding region: 1-1020 (339 amino acids)
Molecular function (GO): hydro-lyase activity
Source: RefSeq, a predicted model, not a curated record
AUGACGAUGAUCGCCAACAUUGCUUUACGCGCUGGUACCAGUUCACGGCUGUCAACCACCAUCGUCACUGCUGCCUUUGGAAGCAAGCGUUCCAGUUGGAAUUACGCACAGAGUGGUUCUUCACGAAGAUUUAUCUCCCAAUCCACUGCUAAAGCGAUGCGUUUCGUUCAGUACCGUUCCGCGACCACGGGUGAAAAGCAGCGGCUCGGUGUGUUAUCUGAAGAUGGUACGCAGGUAUCCGACAUCUCUGACCGAUAUGAAGGUGACCUGAUAACGUUCAUCCGUUCGGGUGUUUCGCUCGAUGAGGUGAAAGCGGCCGCCUCUAAGGCAACUCCGUUGAAGGUGGACAGCGUGGAACUGCUGUCCCCCGUUACCAACCCGCAGAAGAUUCUGUGCGUCGGUCUCAACUAUAGUGGUCACUGCGAGGAACAGAACAAACCCAUCCCGAAGGAACCGAUGUUCUUCAGCAAAUAUGCGACGACCAUCGUUGGUCCGCAUGACAACGUUAUCGCCCACAGGAUUUCUGAUCAAAUCGAUUGGGAAGUAGAGCUGGCGGUCAUCAUCGGCAAGAAGGCCAAAAGUGUGACCAAAGCGAACGCAAUGGAUUAUGUGUUUGGGUACACGGUGGCUCAGGACAUUUCGGCACGCGACUGGCAGAAGUUGCGCAACGGUGGUCAGUUCCUGAUCGGUAAAUCGAUGGAUACCUUCUGUCCGCUCGGACCGGCCGCUGUUCACAAAUCGCUGGUUAAGGAUCCACACCAGCUGGCCAUCAAGUGUAGCGUGAAUGGCGUGGAGAAGCAGAACGGAAGCACGAGUGAGCUAAUUUUCCGCAUUGACGACAUCAUCGAACGGGUUACACAAUCCAUCACGUUACUUCCGGGCGAUGUAAUCCUGACGGGAACACCGGCCGGAGUAGGUAUGCAUCGCAAGCCGGCUGAAUUUCUCAAACCGGGCGAUGUUAUCGACAGCGAGAUUGAAGGCUUGGGAAAGAUCAAGAAUAAGGUCGUAGCAGACUCCUAA